Lepisosteus oculatus (spotted gar) is the source of this 4794-nucleotide messenger RNA. The record is from RefSeq and is a predicted model, not a curated record. NCBI's taxonomy places the organism in Eukaryota, Metazoa, Chordata, Actinopteri, Semionotiformes, Lepisosteidae.
UUUCUUCAGUGAAAGCUUGGAAUUUAGUCAUUGUAUUUCAUACCUUUUUUUGGAAAACCACACAUUUUUCUGGUAAAUGUGUUGACAUUUAAAUUGUGUUAAUGUCUUAGAUUAAUUAUUAGCACAUUAUGGUCUUUCUGAGUGUAGGGAAAAAUAAGAAACUGAAGACAGAUAUAGGCAGAAUAGCUGAAACAGCAGCAGACAAGAAUUAGGGCUUUGAACAUGACGCAAAAGUGAGCCAGUACAGGGACUGUGAGAAAGGACUGACAUGAGGCGAAGAAGGAAGAGAAACACAAGGCAAAAUGCAGAUUAAACGGCCAUUAAAAAGUGAAUCACACUCUCACUCACCUCUGCACUGAAGCAGUGUCCCAGACCCAGUACCUCUGUCCUCGUCUCGGACCUGCUACUGGGACGACUUACACACCGUGCUCUUGUACUCGCAGUGGAUGAAGGAGUUUAGGGAGAAGGCAGAAGCACUGCAAAAUCUCUUUGUGAGGUUGAGAGAGAAACUCGUUCAGCACUGAGGAGUCAGAAACAUUGACGAUUCAAGAGGUUUGUGAAUGGGCAACUGUUCUCAAUACCUCUGACUCAGGAACAUGUCUGGGACUAAGAGCUUCAUUCUUUUCUGUCUGCUUAAAACUGUCUUUUGUGAAGAACUUUUUGGUUUUGAGAUUACAAUGCCUGAUAAGAUACCAGCCUUGACUGGUUCCUGUGUGCUGAUUCCCUGUAGUUACCAAAUUGAAGAAGCAUUCAAGGGGCAUCUGCAGUUUCCCCUUACUGGAGUUUGGAUAAAGGGUGGAAUCAGUGGAUCUAGAGUGUUUAACUCAGACACAAAAGGACCUGACAACCGGUGGGAGAUUCCUGGCAAGUUAAAUCAAAACAACUGCACCACAAUUCUGAGAAACGUAACAAAAAGCGAUAACACCACAAUUUACUUCAGAAUUGAACCUAUUAAAUAUACCUAUCGAAAAGGAACUGAACUUACAGUUACAGGUAGACCACGGAAACCAAAAUUACCACCACCAGCAGAAGUGCAGGAGGGGACCCCUGUGACAUUAACCUGCACUACUGCUGCCCCCUGUCCCACACUCCCCCCAGCCCUCACAUGGACCCCCAGCCUGAAUGAGACUGUGGAGCAACAGGAGGUAGAGAAUGAGGACAAAACCACAUCUGUGUCUUCUGUCCUGACCUUCACUGCUUCACAUCUCCACCAUGAGCUGAACAUCACCUGCACUGCGCUCUAUCCACUGGAACAGAGCAAUGUCACCAAGAGUUCUGAGAGGACUGUGACUAUCAGAGUACGGUAUUCCCCUAAAAACACUUCAGCCUCAGUCAGCUCCUCUGGCACAAUAUUACAAGGCAAUUCUGUGACUCUGACCUGCAGCACCAAUGCCAACCCACCAGUGACCAACUACACCUGGUUCAAAGUGAACGGGAGUAAGACAGUCCAAACAGGGGCUGAACAGACUCUCACUUUCAAUAUAACUGACACUGACAGUGUACAGUACUACUGCGAAGCACAGAACGAACACGGGAAGGGGAAUUCGACAACGGUGCAGCUUCAAGCAGAAUAUCCCCCAAAGGACACAUCUGUAUCAAUCAGUCCAUCUGAUGUAGUAUUACAAGACAGUUCAGUGACCCUGACCUGCAAUAGCAAUGCCAACCCACCUGUGAGAAACUACACCUGGUUUAAAGUUAACGAAGGUCAGGUUACACAGACGGGAUUUGGAAACAAUCUCACUUUUAAAGUAAUUAAAUUCGGUGACAGGGGACAGUACUACUGUGAAGCAAAGAAUCAACAUGGAGCUGAUAAAUCUUCAGAAGUCAACGUGACUGUGAAAUAUGCACCAAACAUAUUGAACACUUCCAGCUGCAUCAGGAGAACAAGUGACAUCAUUUGCCAGUGUGAAAGCCAGGGUAAGCCCCCACCCACUAUUGAGUGGCUCCUCUCUGGACACAAAGUCAGCAAUGGCUCUACUGACCACGUGAUUAAGGAAGAGCAGCUGGCCAGCGGAGGCCUGAAGAGCACCCUUAUUCUACAGAUAACACCUGGAAACACUGCUGAUAUUCAGUGUGUCAGCAGGAAUGACGCCGGAUAUUACCGUCUACAAUUUUACGUAGCUCCUCCAGAAUCACCUCCAGAGAACCUUUUGAAUUGGAAAACCCUGCUGAUUGGGGGGGCUAUUGGUGCUGUGUUGAUGUCAUUGUUCUGCUGUCUGCUGCAGUGUUUUCAAAAGAGAAAAAAAGAUAUUCUCAGGCCAUCAUUAACCAAAACCAGCAUGGAGGACACAGCUGAACUGAUUCACAUGAAUGGAGAACAGCAGGUACAAACAAAUAAUCCCCCACAAGACGAUGAGUCCGUGUAUGCCAAUAAAGAAGAGCUCUCGAAAGAUGCAUGGACUGAACACCCAACAGACACACUUCAUUACACCACUGUGGAUUUUUCCAAACUCCAACCCAAAGACCACGGGGCAAUUUCUCCUGUGAUCAUAUCGUCAGGGAACCAGACGGACUACGCUGUGAUCAAAAUCAAAAGAGCCGGAGUGGAUGCAAGUGGCAAGUCGGCGCCAAAUGAGAAAAAUUACGCAGAGGUCCGCAGAUCAAACGAGGUGGAGGACAAGCGAGCUGGGACUCUGCCUGUUUCACGGCCCGCUGACAAACCCUCAGAUCAAGACGAUCCAUCUGAAGGCGAGAACGAAGAGCAGGGAGCGAGCUCUCUCCCCUCUGCCUCUGAAGAGUGUGAAUAUGGAAAUAUUCAGCGGUCCGGGGCAGCUAAAAAGCAGCCAUUGCCAGCUGGGCUGCAAUCACAUGACAGCAGGGAUAACGAAGAAGAGUCAGAACAGAACGUUUCCGAGUCCGUUUUGAAUGACUCUGUACAACUUCACCCUCCAACCAGCAACACCAAGAAGCACUGUGUAGAAGAAGAAAAUGAAUACGCAGAGGUUAAGCGGUCUAAAUAGUCAACAGAUAUCAAUCAGACAAUAUUUCUCCUACUAAAUCACUUCAUUAUACAAAAAAGAUCAAUUAAUUUUUUUCUAAAGUUACAAGGAAAUAUACAACAUCUCACUUAAAUGAAACGAAUCUGUAAUGGAAUGAUUGACACAGUCAUACCGUCUACAAAUUCUAUGCUUGACAUUAAAUAAACUUAAGAUGUGAACGUCCUUAUUCUGAUAAAAAUUUUUAUAAUUAAAAAAACAUUGUUUUGGUUGUGCACAAAGGACAACCAACUGUUACUAUAUGCAGUAUACUGUAGUUCAGCCUGAUAGACUAUUAUAGUGCACCAAAUUUAUGGAGCACUCUCCAUAAAUCCAUUAGAGUAUCUAGACUAGGGGAGUUCAAUUACUGGAAGGUCUAGUGUUUUCUGAUUAUUGUUCCAACCUGAGUGGUCUAUUAAACAAUUAAACCCAUUGUAGUACUGGGUAUAAAGCAGGGGUGGACAAACACCUGGCCUUACUUUUCUUUCUGUGCAGGUCAAUUUAUAAAAAAAAUAAAUAAAAAUAAAUCAAAUCAGAUCGUUGAAAAUAGGAUUAGAAUCAGCAGAACAGGGUUUUCCAUCUCUGGUCCUAAUGACCCUACUAUUUUCUGGUUUUCAAUGCAGUUAGACAUUUUGUUGCUUGCCCAAAUCCCGUAAUAGAAGUCAUAUUUUGAAUAACUAAUCCUUUUUCGACCCUUUUCUGUUCCUACAAUGACAUUCUUAAGUUACUCCAGUUAUCAAAUUGGUGAUAAAUGAAAAUGUCUGUUUGGUAAAUUAUGAGUUAAAUGUGGAAUUCAAUUAGAUAAUCAUGAGCUCAGCUAGGGCUACAGUAAAAGUCAAUGUGACAAUGAGGUCACCAAGACUGGGAAAGUUCAGGACCAUUGAAUAUUUGAUAUUCUCCUGUGGAAUGCCCAAUUGAGGGACAUUCAGUGCUAUCUUUCAAGUUUUUCAAGGUUUUUGGGCUUUGGGAUCACAGCGUUUUCAAGUUUUUGAUCAUGUUGAACUCUCAGUUUCUUAAUUACUCCCUCAGUCAAUUUAGUGAUUUGCUUAGCUAUGCCUUUUUUGUUUACAACUAGUAACAUCCUGUACAUAUAUAUAGAAAAAACUAACAUAUGACUCUGUUCUUCUUUUGAGAAAUUCAGUUGAUUUUCAGAUGAAAACAUUAAAACAUGAAGCUUAAUUUAUUAUUGUUACAGUUUUUAAACUAUAACUAACUGAGAAUUCCAUUUGGAAUUAAAAAAAACUUGUGUUAAGGGUUCCCUGGUUUUGAUUGGUAUAUCACAAAAGACAGAAAAACACACGAAGUGCUACAAACAUAAUAAAAUUUAAUGUGUCAAGUAUAUUUUUUUCUGACAGCUUUGAUGGCAAAUACUGAAUAUACAUUUGUUUUGGAAAGAACAUUCUUUUUGCAAAUUCAUAAUUGCUCACUGAUAACUAUGCCAUGUUACAUUCAUUUCCUGGGUGUAAUAAAGGUUGAAUGCUUCUACAUCUUUUGGUUUCUGCUUUAGAAAGGAAAUGAGCUGUUUAACAAAUUAAUCUAAUUAUUUGGGGGCAUUUAUUAAUUCCCUCCAAAAUAUCCAGUAAUCAUUAUUGAAUAUUUAAGCUAUUAACUGUAAAAAUAAAAAAGAAUAAUAAACAUCAUUAGAUUAAUCCAGUACCCUACUGUGUAGUCAUUAAGCAUUUUAGUAAUACUACAAUUGUUUCUGUAGACUGUAAAUUUCCACUUAUGCUGUAAUGUUAAGAUUAUAUAUGCUCAGUGUAUCUAUAUUAGUAUGUUUAAUAUGUAAUAUAAACUACAAAAUUAAAUUCUUUUAUCUGUU